AGAUUAAGGAGGUUGAGGUGCCACAGGCUGCCUUGGGCAUCCCAGCCCAUGGGACAGGGGAUGGCUGCCACACGCCUGUGGCUGAAGAAGGGGCAGGCAUCCCAGUACCAGCACCGGGGCUCCUGCAGGUCACAGAGAGACGGCAGCCCCUGAGCAGUGUCUCCUCCCUGGAGGUCCACUUUGACCUCCUGGACCUCACCGAGCUGACGGACAUGUCUGACCAGGAGCUGGCUGAGGUCUUUGCCGAUUCAGAUGACGAAAAUCUCUCCAGUGAGUGCCCAGCAGGUCUGCACCCGCUGCCCCGGACAGGCUGCCUACGCUCUCCCUCUUGGACAAGGACAAGGGCCGAGCAGAACCGUGAGAAGCAGCCCCCUGGCAGCCCUGAACUUGGCCAGGCAGCGAUUGUGGACACGUUGCUCACUGUGGAGAGGCCCAAAGAGGACUAGGCCAUCUGCAGGGAGGGAUGUCUCCCAGCUGGACAGCCAGGCCCUGUGCACACUCCCUCCCAAGGCAUAGCCAUCAGCCCGAUACAGUAGGUCACGCCGGGGUGCCCCAGGAGGCUCACUGUUUGUGGAACCAUGCCAAGACCCCAGCUUCCCUUGGGGAUGUGCUGGGCCCAGGCAAGGCCUCUGGGCACCCGGCACAAGCAGAACCAGUGGCCUGUCAAGCUGGCUCCUGGGCCCUGGGUCAAGGACAACAUGGAGUCACUGCCUGGGAUGAGACAAGGAAUGGAGUGGCUGAGGGAUCAGCACUCCCACCUGCCGCAGGGUUCCUGAGCAGCCCUUGGGGAGGAAGCUCAGCCCAUGAGAGCUGCUGAGACACCUGUGUCCCUGGCCUCUGUCCCCAUCAGCCCUGGGGGUGGGUUUCGUGGUGGCUUAGGGCUGUUCUGCUAUCCAGCCAAGCACAGGUGAGACAGGGCCCAAAACCGCACCUUGACUUCAUGCUGUACCAGGGAGGCUGCUGCCACCUGGGUCCAUCCCCAAGCCCAGCACUUGGACCUGUGCCCACUGCACUUAUCCCCGAGUGACGACCAGGGCUGAGGGCUGGGUCCACACCCGCCAGCUUGGACACCAAGAGUGGCCAGACUGCCUCAGAACUCGGGACACUCCCAGCUACAAGGGCAGGUGUGGUUCGCCCAACUUGUGCUCCCAUGCUGACAAGAGUGUGUGCACCAAGCCCCACACUCCACUGCCCGCCACGUGGCCCCCUCAGCCAGAUGGCACUCUGUGGGCCGUGUCACGAGUCUCCAGGGCCUGAUGCAGGGGCCCCUGUCCCACGGGGUGCAAGCACCACCUUCACUGCCUGGUGCUGUAGCUUCCGUGCAGGAGGUCACAGGCUGCCACCAGGCUUGGAGUGGCUUUAAAGUAAAGGGUCAAGCUUGCUUUUGUCCCCAAGCCAAAUGACGCUGCCCUGACCCUACUAAACGUUUCUGGGGAAGGGAACCGGGCUGACCUUCAUGUUCAACCUUGUACAGGCCUAGGCUCAGCUGUGCAGGCGACCCACGGCACCCACUCUGCCGUGCCCUGCCCAACCACAUCUUAGCACAAAACCGGCCUUUGGUUCCCUUCUACCCCAUGAAGGCAGCCUCAUUCACCCACUAGGGUCUUUCUUCCUCCCCAUUUUCCACUUCCUGCUGCAGCUUCCUGGAGGUCCUUACUGAGUGGGAUUAAAGCCUAACAGCCCUGAGGCCA
Messenger RNA from Tupaia belangeri chinensis (Chinese tree shrew), 1691 nucleotides. It is a transcript of the gene DBNDD1, whose product is annotated as dysbindin domain containing 1. The record is from RefSeq and is a predicted model, not a curated record. Gene Ontology annotation, biological process: negative regulation of protein kinase activity. Lineage: Eukaryota; Metazoa; Chordata; Mammalia; Scandentia; Tupaiidae. Gene Ontology annotation, cellular component: cytoplasm.